Molecule: messenger RNA, 731 nt
Organism: Tinamus guttatus (white-throated tinamou)
Lineage: Eukaryota; Metazoa; Chordata; Aves; Tinamiformes; Tinamidae
Source: RefSeq, a predicted model, not a curated record
GUGCAAGCAGCUCCACAACAAGUCGCUGAGGACAAAUUUGUCUUUGACUUACCGGACUAUGAAAACAUCAAUCACGUUGUGGUGUUCAUGCUGGGAACUUUGCCUUUUCCCGAAGGAAUGGGAGGAUCUGUCUAUUUUUGUUAUCCGGACCAGAGCGGGAUGGCAGUGUGGCAGCUGCUUGGGUUUGUCACUAACGAGAAGCCAAGUGCCAUCUUCAAAAUUUCUGGUCUCAAAUCUGGAAAAGGAAGCCAACACCCCUUCGGUGCCAUGAACCUCCCUCAGACGCCAACGGUAGCCCAGAUUGGAAUCUCAGUUGAACUGCUGGAGAGUUUGGCCCAACAGACUCCUGUGGCAAGUGCUGCUGUAUCAUCAGUAGAUUCCUUCACUGAGUUCACUCAGAAGAUGUUGGAUAACUUCUAUAAUUUUGCUUCCUCAUUUGCCGUUACUCAGGCACAGAUGACUCCGAAUCCUUCUGAAGCUUUCAUUCCUGCAAAUGUAGUUCUGAAAUGGUAUGAGAACUUCCAGAGACGUCUGACACAGAACCCUCUCUUUUGGAAAACAUAAACUUAAAUCAUGGCAUUUGAAGUGUUUUCUAAAGAAUGUUAUCUGAAAGAUGCAGUGAAUAUGUCCACUAAAUUUUCUUGGGGGGGAAAAACGAUUAGUCUGAAUAGACAACAUUGUAACUUUUAUAAUACUUUCAAAUUAUUUAAAAUUAAAAUCCAUGAAAACUA